Molecule: messenger RNA, 4863 nt
Organism: Acanthoscelides obtectus
Lineage: Eukaryota; Metazoa; Arthropoda; Insecta; Coleoptera; Chrysomelidae
Source: the annotation of a GenBank genome assembly
AGUAAAAUAUCUACGAGAGGUGACUCCGUACUUCCGCAAGGCCAGCAUCAUCUCUGAAGUUGGCUGGGAGUUGCAGCGUGGCUUCCUGUCAUCAGCGCCCCCUGCUUAUCGCUCUCCCCAACGAGCUGACACCCGCUACCUCCCACUACAGCUCUGUCAUCUAGCUAGAAACUUUCGAUUCCCAGAUCCUGAGGGUCGCACCUUAGAACUGCACUCUCCGGAUGCUGUUCAUAGCUGCGUGCUACGCGCGGUUGACGUGACAGAUGCAGCCGGUUGGUUCAACGCCCUCCAUUCCGCGCUUGCGCGGUUGACACAGUUGGCGCUCAGGGAUGCGGUCAGGUGUUUGCCGAUGCCUGAACUCAGGCACAUGGGAUGGUUGCUCAGGAGACAGCCUACUACCAUCAAUUCCACUGAGCCACCUUUGUCAUCAUCAGACAGCUCGGACGACACCUCAUCGGCAUGGCAAUCGGUAUUCGCAGUAGUGACGGACCUUGAGGUGCGUUUCUACGAGGCCGCCCCUUGGUCUGCGGAGGCCUGGCGGGCUCCAGCCGAGGCGUACCCAUUAGCAGCUGCUCGUUUGGUUGCGGCCCCUAGCAUUCCGGGCAGUGGCCACCGCACCACCGAGUUUGGCAUUCGAUGCGCGACGACGAGGGGCGUUGUGGCACAUCGCUUGCGAGCUGAGACGCAUCGGGAUCUUGCCCAGUGGGCGCGCCAUCUAGUGGACGGAGCACAUCACAGUGCUGUGCAACAGAGGGAACUGGUUUGUCGAUGUGUUUGGAAAGGGCGGCCAGCGCAAUUGAUAAUACACUACGAGAACGGGUUCACGCUAUUGGAAACAACAGGAGCUGGUGCUAGAACUUUAUGGAGGAACUUGAUUUGGAAGGAUGUCCAAAGCCAGUGGUAUUCAUACUGCACAAUUUUCUAUCCGCCAAAAUUCAUCGACUUGGGCUGACUGCCUAAGAAGUAUUUCUGUCAAUUUUAUAACUACGUUAUAUAUACAUUAUAUAAUUUUUUACAAGCUAUAGUUGUGUAAGAUACUUGUAUGGUAGUUAAUGUCCCCGUCUAAUUGUGUAGUUUUUAGAUGAUGCUCCUACUAUCAAAGCCAUCUUGAAAACUGGUUUAUUCGUUUUUAUAACUAUUUUUGCACGUAACAGAUAAAAUCGUUACUUUUCUCAUCUACGUCGACAUUGUUGAACAAUAUUAACGCAUCAUGUUUUAUAAAAAAUCUGGAUCCAAAAUAUUUCCUAAUCACAAUAAUAUGACCCAGGAAAAACGAUUUUUCAUAUAUUUCGUUAAUACUUAAUGCUAUUUAGUCAUCAUCCUAUGAGACUACCGUUUUUCCUUUUUGUUUUAAACGCAAGUUAACUUGUUCUUACUUAUGCAGGGGAUUUGAUUUCAUCCAUUUUGUAACCAGAGAACCGUCUGGUUUACCUUAAACUUAGGUUAUGUUGGAGUGCAUCUGAAAUUUAGGAAUACAGUAUUUUCACUGAAUCAAAGUAGUUACGUCACAACGUCAAAUAAUGACAGUAACGCACAUGGUUGCCACAUUAAAUAAAACUACUAGAUCCUAGGACGUUUUAUAAAAUCUACUUCAUGUCUUCGAUGCUUAAGAGGACACCCCAAAGUUUUGAAAAAAACUGUUUUUAUAAAAUAACAAUGCAAAUAUUGAGGCAAAAAGAACGAAAAUAAACCACAAAUAAACAACAGCCGUUGGCGUAAUUAUUAUACCUGACAAGCUUUGCGACAAUGUCCCAACACAGAAAAGUGUUACCAAUAUAAAUGUACCCGGGAAAUUCAAACUAUACGUACCAAUCUAUUCUAUUUGGCAUUAAAUUUACUAUAUAUGAAGUAACUGCUUUGUUUCAGUGAAAGGACUAUAAAUUGCAUUUUAAGAACGCAUAUUCCAAACAAACAUGGUAAAUGUCAUAAUGCAAGCGAGAAAUAUAUUCUGCCGCCAUUAAGCUGGCACCGGACGGUGAGCGAUAAUAUAAUAUAUAUUAUAUCCUGCAUAUUACAGAAAUAUCGCUCCAUGUCUAAACCUAUUGAGACGCCACGCACGAACGCUAUAAGAUAUAUUUACAUCCCAGCGAUAUAUUAAGUAUCUGUCGGGAUAUGCUUACCGAGCGAUAUUCUGUGCUGUAUCGUGCUAUAUCUAUUCCCCUCUUGAGUCGCGUCACCCGUAAAUGCCCACGAACCGCUCUUGCUGGCAGCCGGCUUGGCGCGAUGCUGCUAUUUUAUUAUUUGUUCUUGCACUUCGGAAUUCGCAAUAGACAAAAUGGAGUAUUUUUUUGAAAGUGUAAGAAAACGUCCAUGUUUAUGGAAGGUAGACUCGAACGAGUAUGAAAAUAAUGAGAUUAGAGAAGCAGCUUGUAGGAGUAUCAUCGCUGAUUGCGAUAUAUCCGGCGGUAUGAACUUGUAAAUAUUUAUUUUUAUAUACAUAGGUAGUUUGAAAACUAAUACUAGGGAAGCCCAAGAGGGGAUUUUAGGAUUUACUCAAGCGCGGCAGAUUAACAUAUAGGGGAUACCUUGUUAAUUAAAUACACUGUGUACACCACAGAUUACCAGAUCAGCCUACGCACAGGAAUGCUGAAAAAUCGGUAGGUUCGGCAACACUGCUAGAAAGAUAUGAAAAUAUAUAUUCUGUAGUCCAUUGCAGUCAUAAUAUAAUAUUAUAGCGUAUUGUACGACUAUAAUAUAUAUUAUAUUAUCGCCCACCAUCCGUUGCCAGCUUUAGGCUGUUAGCUUAACCGUGGAGAAAAUGUGACGUCGGAUUGCGACAGCCUGCAAUAAUAAUAAUAAUCAAAACGGUAACUUAUAUCAAAAUAAUGCUCUACUAGAUUUUACCAUGGUAGAUACUGAAAAUUCCUAUGAUAUUAUAUACUCGUAAGUAACUAGUCCAUGAACUCACUCGGUUGUGGUUAUUCAUGGUGCCUUUUUUAUCGCCAAUCCGUAUUAUGAGCAUUAAAUAUUGAUUUUGAUUUUUUGGUAUGAAAUACUUGUCAUUUGAUGACGUUAUUACAGCAAAUGGAUUAAUGGAUUGAACGAGCUGAGGGUAGGUAUAAUAAUAUCCAGCCAAACCAGACUCUCAACUUCUUGCGGAGCCAUAUUCACUUUGAACUGUAAACCAGAAGGACGAGUUUUAAGAUUAAAAAGCUACUCAGUGGCAGCGAAGAAAAAGGCCAAAAACAAAAAUCAUAAAUAUCGCUCAAACCUCGUUUUCCGACGAUCCUCAUAAUUUUUGAAAAAAAUUUCAGAGGUAAAAAAAGCGGCUAUGGUAGGAAGCGGUGCGGCGACAUGCGAGUACGGGUAUUAUUUCUACUGUAUCUUAUAUAAGUAUGAGCGUUAUGCUUGGAGCUAUUAUAAUCAGAAGUCAAAUAUUGUAGACAGGCCGUUUUACACCAGAGCUCCAAAGAAAUGAGUUUCGCGUUUACGGACACGCUCAAUGCUGUAAUCUGAGGAAAGUUUUUUCAUGAAAAGUCUAAAUAGUUCAAUUUUUAUUCUGACAAAUGUCUUUUUGGUGUAAUUGCACUACAUGUAAAAUUGUUCUAAAAGUUGUUUUGAAGUCGUGAGUAUAGAGUCAAUAUACAUGACACCAUUUUUUUACAUUAUAUCGAAUUUUUACGUAAUAUUCCGGCAGAGCCAAAUGAAAUCAAAUAUAAGGGUGUAGACCGUUGGCGUUUGAGCUUACAGUCGAAAAGCAAUAAAAAGUCAGUCUCGGAACUGAGUUACGCGAAGAGUACUUACCAAAUGAAUAUGAAUGAAUUACAUUGCAAGUUGCGAGAAAAUAAGAAUUAAAAUGAAAACUCGUCACAGAUUUCCAAUUCAUAAAAGAACCUAGGACAAAAAAAUAAAUCAAUGAUGUUUGAACCGCAGAAUUGUGAGGUUAGAAUUUAGAAUAUAAACCCUAUUUAACGAAUAUCCAUUACAUUAGAAGGACAGCUGAUUAUCUAGUAAUAUUGCAAAAUUCCCCUCAUCGGUAAAGGUCACAUAAUUCUGAUGGAUCCUUCAAUGCCAGGUAGACAGAGCCAUAUUUUGUGUUGGUUUUUUGUACGCUACAGAUUCAUUUUGUACUUGCUAAAAGCUCUUUUAUUUAGAAAAUUUCAUAUUCAUACAAAAAACAAAACGCAACAAACAAGAUUUACUAGAUUUACACCCGAUUCAUUACUGCCAACGUUGUAGACUAACACAAAAAUGUCACUUGCUGAUCAUCUGGCAUGCGUUUGUAAAUCACUUGGUAAUGUAAUACCGUACAUAGUAAUGGAAUGUAGAUUGACAUACGAAAUUCUCUGGAAUACCACUGGAAUACUGUGAAACUUUAUUUUCAGAACGCCUAAAUUAUUACAGACUAAUUUCUAACCACGUUUUUUGCGAUCAUUGUAAUUAUAAUAAGAGAUCCUAGGGAUGGGGGGUAGCAUUUAUCAUGAAAAAUAUAUAUUCUGCCAAUUUUGAGCAGUUGUUGAUAACCAAAUAAAAUAAACAAACAAUGAACCAUGAGAAUGAUAAGUGACAGAACUCUUAUUCCUAAGGUUUUCAGCUCGGGAAGAAAAGCACACUUUUGACGUUUCAGAAGAGUUAUGUUCUAUUUCCGAACGCAAGUAACAUGUACGUCAAACAAUUACGAACGCUAAAAUUGUUACAGAGUAGUACAAAGUACACUCUUAACAAUUUACGAACCCAGCCCUGUUCACCUCAUUAGACGUCAAAACGUAAUGGAUGCUCUUGAAAAAUACCAUAGAUAUUUGUAAUCGUAACAUGACCUCAAAAUAGAGCGCUGACUUGGAACAGUAGAAAACUAUGAAAACCAAGGAGGCCAUUAAGGCGCCCUACAAUUGUACGAACGACUGACGAUACGGCCCUUAAUAA